AUGGAUGCGGCGAAGAUACAAGCGACCUUGGCCAUGAAGGCCCUACGCACAGAGGCGGAGAAGCGCCGCAAGAUUGCUUGGAAUCGCAGGGCGAUCAAGGAGAGGGAGCACAAGGCAAAGGUGGAGGCCCAACGCACCGCCAAGGAGGCGAUGAUAAAGAAGGCGCAGGCCCUCAUGGGCGUGAAGGGCGGGUCGGACGGCACGCUGGGCGACUUUUCGCUGGGCGUCAUGGUCGACGUGCUCAUGGCGUUGCCGGCGGCAUGCGAAAGCCCUGUCUUCAACAAGCGCUUGGCAAAGUCGAAGGAAAGCAUUAUGCAGUCCACACAAGACUUCAUCAACAUAACGCGCCGCAAGACCUCGAAAUUUAUGGUGGUUUCCAGCAAGGCGUCCGACGUGGAGCUGUCGUUCAUCCUGGCGCGAUUCUUCCACGAGGCCUCCUUCCGUGUCAAGGCGAUGGCGGCUGACGCGCAGAAGGUUGCCAGGGAUCUCAACGUCGUGAUGCCCAGGGAGCUGAGGCAAGCCUUCAUGCCCAUCAUCAAGGGCAUGCUGCAUAAUGCGGUCCCACUGCGCGUGAACGCCUCCGCUCUUGCGGGUUCGACUCUUGAAAGCGCAUGCAGCGAGAUCGCUGGCAUCAUGGCCAACGUCACCGACUACGCCAACAAACUUAAUUCCAUGCACACCAGCAUGCACAACAUCUGGCAGCUUUCCGAGUUGAUGUUGCCGAAGGUGGACAAGAUAUAUCCCAUGAAGCCCAUCGUCAUCGAGACCGUCAAAGACUUCAUGGCAAUGGCGACCAACCAGAUCGCCGGACUUUCCGAGGCUUCGGAGGAGAUUGUGACCAACAUCGGCCCUAUCAUUUCCGAGCGCAUGCAGUGCACGUGGAAUGCUGCGCUCCCGCGCUCUCGCGUGAGCUGGGUAGCUUUGUUGGCGGCGCUCGCCUGCUACCUUUUCGUUUAG
Molecule: messenger RNA, 957 nt
Organism: Prorocentrum cordatum
Lineage: Eukaryota; Dinophyceae; Prorocentrales; Prorocentraceae
Source: the annotation of a GenBank genome assembly